Rubroshorea leprosula is the source of this 849-nucleotide messenger RNA. The record is from the annotation of a GenBank genome assembly. NCBI's taxonomy places the organism in Eukaryota, Viridiplantae, Streptophyta, Magnoliopsida, Malvales, Dipterocarpaceae.
GCAACAAUAGCUACAACAAAUCUACUAUGUAGCUACCUACAAUUUGACCUUUGCUGUAGUCAUGACAGGCUAGAUUUAUUAUGGACUGCAUAAUCUCUCAUUUCCUCGAUUGGUUUGUAUGUAUAUUGAAUUAAGAUUAAGAAAAAUUACUAUAUUUUUUAUUAUUUCUUUUCACAACAAUGGCAGACAAGGAAGUUUAUGGUGGGGCAGAUCAUAUGGACUUUUUUAAGGUUGGCGAUAGUGGGGCAAGUUAUGUCACAAAAGAAAUAAUGCAAGAUGGUGGUGAAUAUGUAGAAGAAAUUGAUGCAGCAAGUGUAGAUGGCAUUGAAAAUGAAGAGGAGCCAUUUUUUGAUGUUGAGGAUCUUCAUAGUGAUGUAGAUGAUCAGAUCGUUGAAGCCUUCUUAAGAAAAAGGGAAAAUCGCAAAAAGAAUCUAGAAAAGAAGAAGGAGAAAAUAAGAAAGGGAAAAGCAGUAGCAACAUCAAGCAACAUGGAAAAUCAUAAUGAGAAGCAAGAUAGAAGAGAAAUUCACUCGGGUUUUGAUGAUGAUGAUCUAAGUGCUGAAUCUGAUGACAAUGAAGAUGAACUUUAUAUUCCCAGUGAUGAUCCAGGAGAUUAUUUUGACCAGUCAAAUGAUGAGUCCAAUGAUGAAAAUGAACCAUUCUACAUUUUGACCAGUCAAGUGCUGAAUCGGUCCCAGUGAUGUUAUAGUGAUUUAUUCACAUAAUUCUUUUCAAUAACUUCCAACAGAAAAGUUCUUACAUUUAUCUUCUAGGAGUUUUGCAAAUUCGCUUCUAGCUCUGGAAUUGGUUUCCAUUUUAUACAAGGAAAAAAAAAGACUUUCAACCUUC